This is a messenger RNA of Sorghum bicolor (sorghum), 1334 nucleotides long. RefSeq names its product peroxidase 55. Gene Ontology annotation, molecular function: heme binding; peroxidase activity. Gene Ontology annotation, biological process: response to oxidative stress; hydrogen peroxide catabolic process. Bases 147 to 1160 code for a protein of 337 amino acids. The transcript is spliced from 3 exons. Lineage: Eukaryota; Viridiplantae; Streptophyta; Magnoliopsida; Poales; Poaceae. The record is from RefSeq and is a predicted model, not a curated record.
UGUCUCCCUUUGUAGAGCCUUCCAAGCUAGUCGUCAGUCGUCACUUCACUUCGCUGGUCACUCUCGCUCCAUCCGUAGAUGCGCUCUGCGUCUUCUUCCCUCUGGAACACACUCCCACACAGACACAGAGCUUGAGCUCGAAGGCCAUGGAGAAACGAAGACGCAGGCACUUGCUGCUUGCUGCUGCAGCCGUGGUGCUGGUGGCAGUGGCAGCAAUACCGCUGCCGUCCGCGGAGGCGAAGCUGUCCCCAGACUACUACCGGUCGACGUGCCCGGACGUCGAGGCGAUCGUGCGGGCAGUGGUGGCGAAGAAGGUCAAUGAGACCUUCGUCACGGUCCCGGCCACGCUCAGGCUCUUCUUCCACGACUGCUUCGUCGAGGGCUGUGAUGCGUCGGUCAUGAUCGCGUCCCGCGACAACGACGCCGAGAAGGACGCGCCCGACAACGUGUCCCUCGCCGGCGACGGCUUCGACACCGUGGUGCGCGCCAAGGCCGAGGUCGAGAAGAAGUGCCCCGGCGUGGUCUCCUGCGCCGACAUCCUCGCCAUCGCCGCCAGGGACGUCGUCGCCAUGUCGUCCGGCCCCCACUGGACCGUCCAGCUUGGGCGGCUUGACGGGCUCGUCUCCAAGGCCGGCAACGUCGCGGGCAAGUUGCCGGGACCCAACAUGCGCGUCAAGGACCUCGCCGCCAUGUUCGCCAAGCACAACCUCACGACGCUGGACAUGGUCGCGCUCUCGGGCGCGCACACCGUCGGGUUCGCGCACUGCACCCGCUUCACGGACCGCCUCUACCGCCACGGCGGCGGCGGCAAUGGCGCGUCGGUGGACCCGUCGUACAACCCUGCGUACGCGCGGCAGCUCAUGGGCGCCUGCCCGCCGGACGUCGGCGCGGACAUCGCCGUCGAUAUGGACCCGAUCACACCGACCGCCUUCGAUAACGCCUACUACGCCAACCUCGCCGGCGGCCUGGGCCUGUUCGCCUCCGACCAGGCGCUGUACAGCGACGGCGCGUCGCGGCCGGCGGUGAGGGGCUUCGCUGGGAACCAGACGCGCUUCUUCGAGGCGUUCAAGGACGCCAUGGUGAAGCUGGGCAGUGUUGGGGUGAAGACCACCGGCAGGCACGGGGAGAUCAGAAGAGACUGCACCGCAUUCAACGAGUAGAUCGAGGAUGCUGCAAACUUGUGCAAAGAUUAUUUUUCAUAUUUUGACCCAUUUCUUUUGCAAAAAAAAAAACACACUGCCGCAUACGUAAGGUCGUAAGCAAACUUGCCCACGUUCACGUGACAGCACACAACGCUACCCUUAGGAAUGUGUACAAGAGAUUGGGGCAGCAAA